Varanus komodoensis (Komodo dragon) is the source of this 1122-nucleotide messenger RNA. Its product is annotated as adiponectin receptor protein 1-like. The transcript is spliced from 7 exons. Gene Ontology annotation, biological process: adiponectin-activated signaling pathway. The record is from RefSeq and is a predicted model, not a curated record. Gene Ontology annotation, molecular function: signaling receptor activity. Gene Ontology annotation, cellular component: plasma membrane. Lineage: Eukaryota; Metazoa; Chordata; Lepidosauria; Squamata; Varanidae. The coding region runs from base 1 to 1122 and encodes 373 amino acids.
AUGGAGCCCCUGAAGGAGCGGGCUGGGUGGUGCACAGGGUACCGGGGGGAGGAGGCCCUGGCUGAAAGGAGACCCUUGCUGCACGAGAAAGUUGGUCAGGAUGGUGUUGAGAUGGGGGUUGAACCCACAGGCUGGGGGUCAGAUGACCCAGAAUUAGAGGAAGAGGAGGCUGGCCCAGAUCCUGUCAGGGUUCUAAUGUUGCCUCUUCAGGCCCAUCAUGCCAUGGAGAAGAUGGAAGAGUUUGUUUUGAAGGUUUGGGAGGGCCGCUGGCGUGUCAUGCCCUACGAUGUACUGCCUGACUGGCUAAAGGACAAUGAUUUCCUCUUACACGGACAUCGGCCGCCCAUGCCUUCAUUCCGAGCCUGCUUCCGCAGCAUCUUCCGCCUCCACACUGAAACUGGCAACAUCUGGACACAUCUCCUUGGGUUCCUGUUCUUCCUGGUUUUGGGCAUUGGAUAUAUGAUUAGUCCCAAUAUGAAAUACAUCGCCCCCGUCCAGGAGCGUGUGGUCUUUGGCAUGUUCUUCUUAGGAGCCAUUCUUUGCCUCUGUUUCUCCUGGCUUUUCCACACUGUCUACUGCCACUCUGAGGAGGUUUCUCGCACCUUCUCCAAAUUGGAUUACUCUGGAAUCGCCCUGCUCACCAUGGGCAGCUUUGUCCCCUGGCUGUAUUACUCCUUCUACUGCUCACCUCAGCCCCAACUCAUCUACCUCAUCAUCAUUUGCGUGCUGGGCGUAACAGCCAUCAUGGUGUCACAAUGGGACCACUUUGCCACUCCUCAGUACCGGGCAGUCCGAGCAGGGGUGUUUCUGGGACUGGGGCUGAGCGGGCUGGUGCCCACCCUCCACUUCAUGAUCUCAGAAGGCUUCAUCAAGGCCACCACGGUGGGGCAGAUUGGGUGGCUCUUCCUCAUGGCUGUCCUCUACAUCCUGGGGGUGGGCCUGUACGCUGCCCGCAUUCCUGAACGCUUCUUCCCUGGCAAGUGUGACAUAUGGUUCCACUCCCACCAGAUCUUCCAUGUGCUGGUGGUAGCAGCUGCCUGCGUCCAUCUCCACGGAGUCUCCCAGCUGCAAGCGUUCCGCUCUUCACUGGGUGGCAGCUGCACCGAGAACACUGUGCUCUGA